Penicillium chermesinum is the source of this 1410-nucleotide messenger RNA. RefSeq lists its product as uncharacterized. Gene Ontology annotation, molecular function: DNA-binding transcription factor activity. The record is from RefSeq and is a predicted model, not a curated record. The coding region runs from base 1 to 1410 and encodes 469 amino acids. The transcript has a single exon. Gene Ontology annotation, biological process: regulation of DNA-templated transcription. NCBI's taxonomy places the organism in Eukaryota, Fungi, Ascomycota, Eurotiomycetes, Eurotiales, Aspergillaceae.
AUGUCGCAGGAGCCGUUGCACGUAGCUCGAUUGUCCGAGGAUGCGAUCCAAGACCGCACCGUGAUAGACAGUGAGCAGGGAUCUGCAACGGCUCGUCAUUCGUCGCGAAGGCCACCGUUGAGGACUCGUCCGCAGCCGUGGCAUCCAUAUGGCCCUGUAGAACCGCCGAUGGAGUCGUCCUCUUCACGGUCGAUUGGCGUUCAUUCUAUUUUGAACCCCCCGGCACAACCAGAGGACCAGGCUGACAGCAGUCGAGAGAAACAUAGCGGGCCGGCACCCUCUUCUCCUCGUCCACGCAAAGGUUCUUCUCCAGCACCUCGCGCCAUGCAUCCUCUCGUACAACAACCGUUGUCUCCCAGGGCUCGUGGUCAUUCGAUGGUGAACCCAGGCUCACCUUCGGCACGAUUUGUCGGUUCUGGAGGGCGAAGUGGACGAUCAAGCGUUUCACACUCACCGCUUGUUCCUCAUGAGCCUCCUCUGGGGAUACGUCAGACGCCGGCCAGCUCGCCGAUGUCUCUGGAUUCCACACUUCGUCCUAUCACUUCAUUACCAGGUACCCAGCCACCCGUGUCGGCAUCGCUGCACUCAACACCAAGCGUGCAGUCGAGGCAAGCAAGCACUGGUCUUGGACCAUUAACAACGCCUGUCUCCCAAGAACCAAGUCCUACGACACCCCAUUCUUCAUACACUUUCGGCCGUGGCUCUCCCGCCGCGCCGAAUGUCUCCAUGGCCCCAGCACCACCUGUCUACGCGGUCCCAUCCGGCCCAUCAGUCCCGUACAUGACAAUGGAAUCCCUCAAUCGCGGCAUCCCUGCAGCGUCCGGGCCUCGUAUGAGCGAGAUAACCGCCGUCCCCUCCCGGGGCCAGGGAAUUCCUCUCUCCCCCGAAGCCCCAGGCAUGAUCCCCUGCUUCGUGGACCUGAAAUCCGGCUCCUCCAGCCAAGCCGAGAAGCGCAAAGCCAACAGCGAUGCCUCGCGCCGGUUCCGCAACCGCAAGCGCAAUGAGAUGCAGCUGGAAGCCCGCCUAACGGCGCAGCAAGACGAGAUCCGCGCUCUGCUCCAGCAGCGUGACCACUACCGCUCCGAACGAGACUUCUUCCGCGAGCAACUGAGCCGCUCUGUCCCCUUGUCCCAAUUACCACCCAGGCCGUCUUCGCCGCGAGCUGCACCUUCGACGCUCGUCCUGGGCUCGCCGAGCGAUACGCCGUCUGCCCCGGUCUGGUCGGGCUCGGAGAUAGCGCGGGGCACGCAGACGCCCGCUACGCCUUCAGCCCAGCGGGGUUUGGAGCCUGCUCGGCCGCAGAGUGGUUGGCCUGGAUCAUCGCUGAGUCGAGAUAUCGCACCUUCGGGGCCAUCAGUUGCUGGUGGGCCAUUGCCUCCGUUUCAAGGGUCUACUUGGUCGCGGCAAUAG